UAGAGAGUGUUCUAGCCGGCGUCACGGGGGAGGCCACCGACCUCCCAACCAAAGAAAGAAGGAAACCUCGUCUCGGGGGCGACUCCGUCAUUCGCCAGCCCAUCUCCGCCCCCAGCUUUGAAGGCGGAGGACCCGGGCGACGUGCUGCUACUACUACUAGAGGUCAGAAAAGGCGGCUAGGAAGGCCCGCCAAAAGGCAAUCUUCCCCCUUCCGGAGAAGUCGAGCGAGCCUUCACAGUCCCCUGCCCGCAGCGAGGCAACCCACCGGCGGGCGACAUUCCAGGGGAUUCCCCGGCUCGGCCGGCCCCCAACCUCUUAUUCUCCUUUCCUACUCACCGCGCUGAGCUUCUGCUUCGCCCAGAGAGGCAGCCGGUUAAAACUGAUGAGGGUAAAAGAUCCAUCAAAGGUUACCCAUGAUAAAAAUAAGAGACAAAAAAAGGCAAAUCAGCAUCAGGAUGAAGAUUCCUCAGAUGACAUUACAGGAUUAACAUGCCAACAUGUGGGCCAGGCAGUUGAUGUCCAUCAUGUGAAGCGAGCAGUGGCUCAAAAUGUUUGGUCAAUAUGCUCAGAGUGCUUAAAGGAAAGGAGAAUAUAUAACGGUGAACCAGUAAUGCCUUCUGAUACAUGGCUUUGUCUCCGAUGUGGCAUUCAGGGCUGUGGUCAAAAUUCAGAAGGUCAGCAUUCUGUAAAGCAUUUCCAGACUGCACGGGCAGAUUCUCAUUGUAUUGUAAUCAAUCUUAGUACAUGGAUCAUAUGGUGUUAUGAAUGUAAGGAGGAACUCUCAACACAUUGUAACAAAAAGGCUUUGACACAGAUCGUUGACUUCCUCCAAAGGCAUGUUACUAGAAAUGAAUCAAAUGGCAACUGGCAGAACCAGGUAAACCAUGAAAGACGACUUGCCAACAAAUCUGAUGAAGAAGAAAUAAGCCCUUUUAUUCUGCCCGGAAAAAUCAGAAACUCUAAAAUGGAAGAUAUUGCCAAUACUUCAUGCACAAGAGAGAGCGGUGCCGUUUUGGACUCCCCAGGAAAUGGAAGUCAGACUGAAGGCAGUGAGAAAGAAGUCAGCCAUUCUGAAAGUAGCAUUGAUGCUGAUAGCGAGGCCUCUGAAAGCGAAAGCGCGGCUAAGCAAAUUACGGCCAAUAAAACUUGUCCCUCACCUGAUUUAUGCACAGACGGACACAGACACUUACCUACAAAUACUAAAACGCAAUAUAGCAAACCCAGCAAUAGCAGUACGGAGGCACUUUCUAGUACCUUGUCAAAAUUUCACUUUGGAAGCACAGCCAUUGAGAGUGAAGGGCCUCUCAACACUCUUUCGAGCCUGUCGAAGAACAGUGCCUUUUCCACAGAGGUGCAAAACCCUCAAAAUGCUUUCCAGACACUUUCUCAGAGUUACGUAACAAGUUCUAAGGAAUGUUCGGUUCAGUCAUGCCUCUAUCAGUUUACCUCCGUGGAGCUGCUAAUGGGGAACAAUAAGCUGCUGUGUGAAAACUGUACAGAUCAGAAGCACAAACACCAGAAAAAAGCAAAUUCCACAGAUAAGAAGACAGAAAGUGUCUAUACAAAUGCUAGGAAGCAGCUGCUGAUUUCUUUGGUUCCUGCUGUUCUGAUCCUCCAUCUGAAAAGAUUUCAUCAGGCUGGCAUGAGCCUACGAAAAGUAAAUCGACAUGUAGAUUUCCCACUUGUUUUGGACUUGGCUCCAUUUUGUUCUGCCUUUUGCAAGAAUGUCACUGAUGGUGGGAAGGUCCUCUAUGCGCUUUAUGGAAUAGUAGAGCAUAAUGGCUCCAUGCGGGGAGGUCAUUAUGCAGCUUAUGUAAAAAUCCGAUCAUCGUCCAAAAAACAUUUGGAGCACAAUUCUAGCAAUAAAAACGUUCAAGGUUUAAAAGAAUCUCCGGGAUCAGCAGUAGGACAGUGGGUUUAUGUCAGUGAUACCUAUGUACAAGCAGUCCCAGAAUCAAGAGUAUUAAAUUCACAAGCCUAUUUGCUUUUCUAUGAAAGAAUCCUGUAGCCAUGUUCAGUAUGGAAAACUGGGAAGCAAUUGAUGUUAUUUAACUUGCUUAAGUGCACAGAAAAUUACAGUACAUGUAAAUAUUGUGCCUUUAUCUGUUCUUCUUCAAUAGAAAAUAUACCCUGGUUUCAGACUCUGUAAAUCAUGCCUUGGAUACAGAAUAGCCUAUGCAUGCAUUGUCCCCGCCCCCCUUUUUUAUCAUGCAUUCAAAAUACAGUAGAGUGGCUAACAUUUUAAUUCAGUUGCUGUUUUAAAAGAACCCAUAGCUUCAUAUGCUUUUAUGAAGAGUUGAGGGCACAGACUGCAUUAAAAUGGAAAUUAUUUUUUUAAAAAAAUUCAUAUGUGAUUGUAAGACGUGGGUGUAUGUGUGUGUUUCUGAAUCCAAGCAGGCACUGAUUUUGAACUUCUAAGCUGUAAUGUGAAAUAAUACAUUGUGAAAUGAAAUAGUCAUUUUUUUCAAAAUGGGCUAGUUAAAAUCAUGUGCUUUUUCAAAAGUUAAUUGAUAAGACUUGAUAAGACUGACAACCUGAUUUUUCCUCAGUCAAGAAAAAGCUGUUUAGGGACAUCAUGUUUUUGUAAAAUAUUUGGCACUGAAUUAUUCUUGAAAGGAAUAAUUUGUAUAAAUUUAACAUGUUCCACAAAUGGAAUCAAAAUGGUUCAUUCUACAAAACUAGGAUACUAUAUUGUGUGUCCUAAGGGAAUGUGGGAGUGCAGGCCUGAUUUUAUUCCAGGAUGCUUUUCUUUAUUUGAAUAUGCCUUGAAAUCUGAUAAUGUUAUAGGUGAAAUUAUCAGAAAGAAGCAAGUUAAACAGACAUUUGUCCUGUGAUGUGCUGGCAUUCAAAUUUAGUGAACCCCAAACCACCUCUGAAUCCAUCUAACUUGCACUGUGAAGCUGGAGCAAGCCAUACCUUUUCAGAGCAAUUGGAUAUUCUCCAUAUAAAUCUAUUGACAAACUAUGCAUGUGUUCGAGAGAAGAGAUUACCGUAUUUUUUGGAAGAGUGUAAGGCAUACCCCCCCCCAAAAGUGAAUAAAAAUUUAGGUGCAUCUUA
Messenger RNA from Thamnophis sirtalis, 3057 nucleotides. The record is from RefSeq and is a predicted model, not a curated record. NCBI's taxonomy places the organism in Eukaryota, Metazoa, Chordata, Lepidosauria, Squamata, Natricidae.